GCGAGUUUGAUGUGGGAGAAGGGGCAAGGCCGAGCCCACAGCAUAGGAGCGAGACGCCGGGGAGGCGAGAGACGGAACAGGCCACGCUCCGUAAAACCCCGCCGGUACCUUUGGAAACGUCACUGAUGUGGGUGUUUUCCUAGAAAAAUGUAAACUGCAAACUGGCUCAAAAUGAGAAGAAAGAGAGCAUCCCGCCCCUGGAGGAAGCCCAGCUGGAAUUCAAGCUGGAGCCCAUCUCCCACUUUCCUUCGCCAGAGAAAUGGCUUCGGACAUACCUGGAUCGGUGACAUUGCCCGUUGCCCCCAUGGCGGCCGCAGGACAGGUGAGGAUGGCAGGGGCCGUGCCCGCCCGCGGAGGAAAGCGGCGUUCCGGGAUGGACUUCGAUGACGAAGACGGUGAAGGCCCCAGUAAAUUUUCAAGAGAGAACCACAGUGAGAUCGAGCGGCGCCGGCGGAACAAGAUGACGCAGUACAUCACGGAGCUCUCGGACAUGGUCCCCACCUGCAGCGCGCUGGCGCGCAAGCCCGACAAGCUCACCAUCCUGCGCAUGGCCGUGUCGCACAUGAAGUCCAUGCGCGGCACCGGGAACAAGUCCACCGACGGCGCCUACAAGCCGUCCUUCCUCACGGAGCAGGAACUGAAGCAUCUCAUCCUUGAAGCAGCCGAUGGGUUUCUGUUUGUAGUGGCCGCGGAGACAGGGCGAGUGAUUUAUGUGUCUGACUCGGUCACCCCGGUUCUGAACCAGCCGCAGUCGGAGUGGUUUGGGAGCACGCUCUACGAGCAGGUGCACCCUGACGACGUGGAGAAGCUGAGAGAGCAGCUGUGCACCUCGGAAAACUCGAUGACAGGCCGCAUCCUGGACCUGAAGACGGGGACGGUGAAGAAGGAAGGGCAGCAGUCGUCCAUGAGGAUGUGCAUGGGCUCGCGGCGCUCGUUCAUCUGCAGGAUGAGGUGUGGAAAUGCCCCUUUGGACCACCUUCCUCUGAACAGAAUCACCACCAUGAGGAAAAGGUUCAGGAACGGUCUUGGCCCCGUGAAGGAGGGAGAAGCCCAGUAUGCCGUCGUCCACUGCACGGGCUACAUCAAGGCCUGGCCGCCGGCAGGAAUGACUAUCCCCGAGGAGGACGCAGACGUGGGACAGGGCAGUAAAUACUGCCUCGUGGCCAUCGGGAGGCUCCAGGUGACCAGCUCGCCCGUGUGCAUGGACAUGAACGGCAUGUCGGUGCCCACAGAGUUCCUGUCGCGGCACAACUCAGAUGGCGUCAUCACGUUUGUGGACCCGCGGUGCAUCAGCGUCAUCGGCUACCAGCCCCAGGAUCUUCUGGGAAAGGACAUUUUGGAGUUCUGCCACCCCGAGGACCAGAGCCACCUGCGAGAGAGCUUCCAGCAGGUGGUGAAGCUGAAAGGCCAGGUGCUGUCGGUCAUGUAUCGGUUCCGCACCAAGAACCGGGAGUGGAUGCUGAUCCGCACCAGCAGCUUCACGUUCCAGAACCCCUACUCGGACGAGAUUGAGUACAUCAUCUGCACCAACACCAACGUCAAGCAGCUCCAGCAGCAGCAGGCAGAGCUGGAGGUGCACCAGAGAGACGGGCUGUCCUCGUACGACUUGUCCCAGGUCCCUGUCCCCAACCUGCCAGCCGGAGUUCACGAGGCCGGGAAGUCCGUGGAAAAGGCAGAUGCCAUCUUCUCCCAGGAAAGAGACCCUCGGUUUGCUGAAAUGUUUGCAGGAAUCGGUGCAUCGGAGAAGAAGAUGAUGAGCUCGGCCUCCGCAGCAGGAACCCAGCAGCUCUACUCCCAGGGGAGCCCGUUCCCCCCCGGACACGCGGGCAAGGCCUUCAGGCCAGAACAUGUCCCAGAUCUCCCGGCAGCUAAACCAGAGCCAGGUGGCCUGGACCGGGAGUCGGCCGCCGUUUCCGGGACAGCAAGACCCAGUCGUCCCCCUUUGGGAUCGGAACGAGCCACAGCUACCCAGCAGACCCCUCUUCCUACAGCCCUCUCUCCAGCCCAGCUACCUCCUCGCCCAGCGGGAACGCCUACUCCGGCCUCGCCAACAGGACCCCGGGCUUCGCUGAAAGUGGACAGAGUGGCGGGCAGUUCCAAGGGCGGCCCUCGGAAGUCUGGUCGCAGUGGCAAAGCCAGCACCACGGCCAGCAGAGCGGUGAGCAGCACUCGCACCAGCAGCCCGGUCAGACUGAGGUGUUCCAGGACAUGCUGCCCAUGCCGGGGGACCCGACCCAGGGGACCGGCAACUAUAACAUCGAAGACUUUGCCGACCUGGGCAUGUUCCCGCCGUUCUCUGAGUAGCCGCGGGCAGAGCAAGGCUCCCACCGCCCCGCGCCGUCCCUGCUCUGACGCCGCUGCCCCUGCGAGCGGGGCCCACCCCCGCCCUGCCGCGGGAGCCCCCACCAGAAGCCACCCUCCCACCGCGUCCCCCGGCGUGGCAUCGCCCUGCUCCCACCCGCAGCCGCGGCUGCUCGGCCGCUAACCAGGGCCCUGGUAGACGCCGGGGGUCGGUCGUAUUUAUUGUAUGUUUCCUGUGUGUGCUCGGGGCGAGCCUUCAGUCUGCUUGUGAAUAAUCUCUUAAUGGACAAUCUGCCCUCAUGAAACCUUCAUUUCCUGCCUGGAGAGACCCGGCAGCAGCCGCAGCAGCAGGCGCCCGGGACACUGCGGCGGCUUCUCUUUCCACUUCUGCUGGGGGGCGGCCCGGCUGGGCUUGGGAACAGGCGGGCAGGCUGCGCGGCCCUGUCUACCGGCUGAGGAGCGCAGGGACACAGGGGCCACCCCCAGCUCUACGGAAGUCGCCAGGCGCCCACCGUGCGUGGGGCGGAUGUGCUCUGUGCCGCGAGCGUUCUGUCCUGGUGGGUGUGCUGUGCCCGUGUCUGUGGCGUGUGGCCGGGGUGGGCGUGGAGAUCCCGGUGUGCACAGUGAGCCACGCAGCCCCGUCCCCAGGCCCGGCAGCACCCCUGUCACGGAGGAUGCUCGGCCCAGGCGCUGGGAGCCAGGCUGGCACUUAGGGUCCCCAGGAGUCACAGCUGGGGACCUGCUCACUUUGGUAGGUCAGCUCUUUGCUCCAAGCCCCGGUGCAGAUGCAGCCCCUCCGCUCAGAGGAGCCAGCCCGCCCUCCUGCGGGGGCCCGGGGCUGCCCCCGCCGUUCUCCCGGCUCCGUGUUGGCGUCUCGUCCUCGCCCCACUGGCCAGAGGAGGCCCUGUGCCCCCAGCCCCGUGCACCCUGAGGUCACAGAGGCCCGGGCCCUUCUGUGCAGGGGUGGGUGGCAGGGGCAGGACACCACUCUCUGCUCGGUGGCUCUGGAGGUGGCACUCGGGCCCACUGCUCAGUGCUGGGGGGAGCUUCACCGCUGGCAGUGAGACAGUGCUCGCCAGAGUGCCCGAGGCUGGCAGCCACCUUUGUGGGAUCCCGGCCCCCAGACUCUAACGCGCCCCUGACUCUGCGGUUUCCAGAGCGGCUUUUAAGCCCCCGUCUGUGGUGGCGAUCGGGUCCCGAGUGUGGACGCACGUGGUGUGCACUCCAGCCUCAGAGCGACGCUUGCUUCCUUCUGGGGACAAGGCGGGUGGCUGAAACGCCGCACACCUUCAAGCGGCAGCCCGGAACGGGGCUCCCUCUGCGCCCCUGGCCCUGGCCACUCUGCCCCCAGCAGCCUUGCGCUGGCCCUCGGCCAUGGGUAUAAGUA
Molecule: messenger RNA, 3688 nt
Organism: Lemur catta (Ring-tailed lemur)
Lineage: Eukaryota; Metazoa; Chordata; Mammalia; Primates; Lemuridae
Gene: ARNT2
Product: aryl hydrocarbon receptor nuclear translocator 2
Exons: 20
Coding region: 260-2485 (741 amino acids)
Biological process (GO): regulation of transcription by RNA polymerase II
Cellular component (GO): nucleus; transcription regulator complex; aryl hydrocarbon receptor complex
Molecular function (GO): DNA-binding transcription factor activity, RNA polymerase II-specific; protein dimerization activity; RNA polymerase II cis-regulatory region sequence-specific DNA binding
Source: RefSeq, a predicted model, not a curated record